Metopolophium dirhodum (rose-grain aphid) is the source of this 3274-nucleotide messenger RNA. RefSeq lists its product as uncharacterized. The transcript is spliced from 3 exons. The record is from RefSeq and is a predicted model, not a curated record. Lineage: Eukaryota; Metazoa; Arthropoda; Insecta; Hemiptera; Aphididae. Bases 571 to 1431 code for a protein of 286 amino acids.
UUGGCUAAACGGUCCCACAGAGGCACCAUCGCCGUAGUCGUCGUUUCGUUAGCUUACAAUCAUCAUCAUCAUCAUCAUCAUCGUAUCCGUCGUCUCGUCGGAAAAACGGCAUAGGCUGCAAAAGGUGUGUAAUAUCAUACGACGCAGCAGCGGUGGUAUGCCGAUCGGUGUAUUAUAACCGACGAAGUCGAAACGAAAUCCGCCGACGGGGGAGGGAAUAUUAAUGAGAAAAAAAACGACUGGUUUUAUAUGGAAACGUUUACAGCCGACGCUAUUGUUUGACGGUUCACUUGUCGCGACAAUGAUUUUUCGCCGAUUCACGCGAAGACAGCAAUAAUUAUACAUAUAUACCGGCGGUGGCGGAGGCGGAUCACACACCCCGACGACGACGGCGCCGCUCGUUAGCGGUACAAUAUACCAGCGCCAUCAGUCAUUAACCUUCCGUGCACUUCAGUCGUCGUAGCUCUCCGCGGCCACCACCGCAGAACUUGCAAUACUAUUCUAUUGGUAUCAUAAAAGCGGUAUAACGCAUAAUAUUAUUAAGUCACCACUCGCACCGGGCCCAACGACAUGCACCCUCCGUGGCUGCCACUGUGUCCUGUCGUCCUGUACCUGAUCGCCGGAGCGACGGUCCUGCUGGCCGCCGACAACGUCACGACGUCCACGCCGGUACAGGAAGGUCUACAGGUGCGAUGCUCGAACAACUACACGAUGACUUGCGUCAAGAGGGACGUGCUCUUGUUUCUGGACGCCAUGGACGGCGAACGGAGCUACGAGCUCUAUCCGGGAUUCACGUUGUUCCAGAGGCGUAGUCCGUCAGCUGGCCUGCUGCCGAACAACGAGUCGCUGGACGCGGCCAACUCCAGCCAGCUGGACCACAUGAUCGCCAAACGGCUCAACGAUUACGUGGAGAGCAUCGAUCUGCGGGUCAGACUCCUCAAUCCGAUCAACGCGACGGCCCGAUCGGUUGGUAACAGCAUGCUCGAACGGAUUUUGCCGUUUCUCAGAAUGAGUAGAAAAAAGAAAGACUACCACGGCCUGUACUGGGCGGCGGGCACGAUGGCUGCCAUCGGGACCAGCGCCCUGAUGGCGCUGUCCAGCAAGGCCUUGAUGACGGCGGGCGCGGCGCUGGCCCUGGCAAUCUACAGCUGCAUGAAGGGCGGUGGCGGUGGCAAGGGCGGUGGCAGUCACCUGACGGCCACUCUGAUGGAGGAGAGCACCCUGGUGCCGCACCGGCAGUGCGCCGAGGCGGUGGUGGACAUCUCUGGAUUGCACAACUAUCCGGCGGACGUGGAACGGUAUCCUGGGUCCCGGAAAACGGUAGACAUCGUGUCGCCCGCCAUGCCCGUCUACAGGAUCCAUCAGACGUCCGAAGACUACUCGUCGUCGUACGGCUCGUCUCAGCCCCAGUCCCAGGCCCAGUACCCGUAGCGCCUCGGCUCUGCUAUAGGUAGUGGCGGUAGUGGUGUAAUGUACGACUACGACGGCAAUAACUUAACUAUAAGGCACGGAACUCGAUGACCUAAAAAUGUUUCAAAAAUGCACGAAAAAAAUUUUUAGAUAAUAAUUUAAUACACCUACGUGACCUAAUAUACAUUUAAUUAAAAUAUGAAACAUUGUUUCGUAAUAUAAAUUCUAAAAAUCUAGAAAUUGAACAAAACAAGAUUAACAGGAUUUCUCCGUCAGUCGAAAAAAUUAUUACUUUCGAAUUAAAAUGCUCUUAAACGAGCUGCUCUACCUAUUUGAAGAUUUAAUAUUAUUUUUAUCUUAUUUUUUUUUAAAAAUAUAUUAAAGGUAAAGGUUAUUGCAGUUUAUAUAAAUGUUAACGUAAAUUAGAUUUUUACGGACACGGGACACCCGUAUACUACGACUACUGAACGCUAAACUUUAAAAACUGUAAUGAUAAAAUAUAAUUUAUUAUAUUUAUAUUUAUUAUUUACUAUUACAACCAAGGCUAGGUAUUAACGAGUUAAAAAGUUAAAAUUAAGUUAAAAAGUUAAUUUAAUUUUAACUUUUUAACUUAAUAAUUAAAAUUAACUAAAUUUCUUUCUUAAUUAACGUGAAAUUAACGAGUUAAUUUUUCAUUUUAAGAAGUAAGUUAAGUUAAUUUAUUUAAUUUAUAAUUUUAUAAUAUUUCAGUAUUUCAGUCUAUUUCGUUUUCAUGUCAAAAAAUAUGUACCGUAAAUUGUUUAAAGUUAAAAAUGUAUAUCAUUUGAAUCUAACUUAUAUGGAAAUACUGCAGUAUGAAGUAUUAAUACUAUAUCCUAUAGUUUAGUUUUGGGUUGGAAAAAAAAUUAAGUACGCUAGCGUUGUUUAAACAAACUAACUUUUUUUUAACUUAAUAAAAAGUUAACAAAAAGUGUAUUAACUUUUAAUUUAACUGAGUUAAAAAAAAAAUCUUAACUUGCCCAGCCUUGAUUACAACUAGGUAUUUUAUAAGUUUAUAUUAUCUAACAAAAACACUAUUAAUUAUCUUACAAUAAUUACAACCUAGCAAGUAGCUAUCUGAUUUAUCUUUUGAUAUGCAGCAUGCAAAAUAAUAUUAUGCGUAUGCACUGAGCAUGUUUGCAUUUGUUUGACUAAUAUAGUAAUAUUUAGGAGAUAAGGGAAAUUAACGGUUUUUUAUAUGAAAUAUAUCGAAUAAAUGAUUUUGUCAUUUCAAUAUUAUAGAAAUCGUGUCAGCGUGUGACUAUACUUUGGUAAUAAUUUAAUUGAUUUCCAAAAAACCGAGAAAUAUAAAAAAAUGAUAAUAAGUCAUAACGUUGACGUACACUUAAAAAAAUGUAUCAUUAUAAUAUUCUGCACCAUUCCAUAAAAUAUAAAAUGUCUGUAGAGACGAGCAACGCGCAUUAGAGUGAAACAAAAAACAAAGUCAUCUACGCGAUCGAUAAUAUAUAGUACCUACCUAUUACAGUAUCACCAUAGUUUAGUAUAUUUUUUGAUUUACAAUGUUUCAAUGUUUUAAUUACUAAGACCACAACGUGUGUAUAAUAAGAUAAUGCUAAUGUUGUAUUGGCUAACUUUUUACAAAAAUCUGGUGUUAGUGCAAUAUUUUAAUGUUUUUUUUUAUAAUAAUAGCUUAUGAUAGUAAAUACUACAUACAAGGUGAUUGAUAGUUAUAUAAUACUAUAUAUAAUAUAAUACUAUAAUAUAAUAUAAUAAUACAAAUAAUUAUUGACGAAUAGCAUUUUUUGUACGCAGCAAAUUAUUUAUUUUUGAAAAAUUGUAUUGAAAAAAUUGGACUUUAUUAAGUAUAUUGUUUUGAAUUGUAUGG